AUGGAAGAGAAUAACCUGGCCAUAAAAUGGUUCCACAUUAACGAGAUUGUAUGGAUGAAGACGCCCGACAAGCCGCUGAGCAUGAACGUAUCAUUGGGGAUAUGGUUGGACACGCCGGACACGGCAGAAUGGGUCGUGAACAAUGGGCUAGUAUUCGGUCCGCGACAUAAAAGGAGCAUUGAACACUAUCGGAUCGAAAAGAAGCGAUGCUACCGAUGUCAAGGAUUUGGUCCACCUGGCAUGAUCAUGCAAAGAAAGUGA
Molecule: messenger RNA, 261 nt
Organism: Cladophialophora psammophila CBS 110553
Lineage: Eukaryota; Fungi; Ascomycota; Eurotiomycetes; Chaetothyriales; Herpotrichiellaceae
Exons: 1
Coding region: 1-261 (86 amino acids)
Source: RefSeq, a predicted model, not a curated record